Daldinia caldariorum is the source of this 339-nucleotide messenger RNA. RefSeq lists its product as uncharacterized. Lineage: Eukaryota; Fungi; Ascomycota; Sordariomycetes; Xylariales; Hypoxylaceae. The record is from RefSeq and is a predicted model, not a curated record. The transcript is spliced from 2 exons. Bases 1 to 339 code for a protein of 112 amino acids.
AUGAAGAGCUUCGUUCUACUCCCCUUAAUUGCCGCGAUCGCGGUUGCUGUUCCAACACCGCAGCCUAAGAACUUUGAGGCCGACCCAUUACUACAUGUUGGGAACUCUGAAGAGUCUUCGUACGCAGAGAAAAGGGCCAACUUUGAAGCCGACCCGUUACUACACGUGGGAAAUGCGGCUGAGUCUUCAUACGCAGAGAAGAGGGCUAACUUUGAAGCCGAUCCAUUGCUUCAUGUUGGAAACGCGGACGAAUCCUCAUAUGCUGAGAAGAGGGCUAAUUUUGAGUCGGACCCUGCGCUACAGGUCGGGGAUAGCGUUGAGUCUUCAUACGCUCAGUAA